Trichomycterus rosablanca is the source of this 2796-nucleotide messenger RNA. It is a transcript of the gene pitpnm3, whose product is annotated as PITPNM family member 3. The transcript is spliced from 19 exons. Gene Ontology annotation, molecular function: glycerophospholipase activity; metal ion binding. Gene Ontology annotation, cellular component: COPII-coated ER to Golgi transport vesicle; cytoplasm. The record is from RefSeq and is a predicted model, not a curated record. The coding region runs from base 2 to 2653 and encodes 883 amino acids. NCBI's taxonomy places the organism in Eukaryota, Metazoa, Chordata, Actinopteri, Siluriformes, Trichomycteridae.
UAUGCUGCUGGGAAUGAGUCAGUGGAACUCCAAUGACCUGGUGGAACAGAUUGAGAACUUGGGGCAGAUUGAACACACACAAGACAGCUUGUGCCAUAUUGACCAGCCUAGAUGUAUCCACCAGGGUAGCAUUGACGCACUAGAGGAUACUGAGACAAAGUGUAACACCCAGGUCCUUGUGCUAGUGGUGCAUGGAGGUAACAUUCUAGACCCAGCUGGUGGUGACCCAAGUGCAAAGGCUGCAGAUGUAACAACUCUGGCCUCAGUGCUGGAUAAGGUAGCACAGGCACACUUUGAGGCUGCCACCCAUCAUGUGUUGAUGAAACUGGUACCCUGUCCUGCUGUGUGUUCAGAGGCUUUCUCUCUGGUCUCCAGCCUGAACCCUUACAGCUAUGAUGAGAGCUCUUUGUCAAGCAGUGUGGACCACUUGCCUCUGGCUGCUCUCCCCCUUCUUGCCAUUGCUACACCACAAUACCAGGAUGCAGUGGCAGCUGUCAUCACCCAAGCCAAUCAGGUCUACCACGACUUUUUGCGGUCUCCUGAUGGGCAAGGUUUCACUGGCAAGGUAUGUUUGUUGGGUGACUGUGUGGGUGGUGUGCUGUGUUUUGAUGCUCUCUGUUUCAGCAACUGCCCACAGCAUGUCAGCUGCAGUCACAGAAGCAGACACAACAGUAUGGAGAGUCUAAAGGACAACACGGGGUAUCUGAGAGAGACAGACUCAAGUUUAAGUUCUAGCAAGCGACUCAGCAAAAGCAAUAUUGACAUCUCGAGUGACUCGUGUGACAUAGACUCUUCAAACAGCCAGCAUCAUUCAUUUUUUAGCAGUGUAAUCCAGGAUGGAGUAGACCUAAGCUCUGAAGGCAUCAGUCCAAUGUUGAAUCCAGACUGUUUUGACUUCGAGGUUUCUGAGUGUUUCCUGCUCGGUAGUCCACUUGGACUGGUGUUAGCCAUGAGACACACUGUACUUCCUUCAGUACAGAUGACUCAACUGCGGCCUGCCUGCUCUCAGAUCUUCAAUCUGUUUUACCCAUCUGACCCCUCAGCAUCCAGACUGGAGCCCCUCCUGAAUUCUUACUUUCACAGACUUCCGCCGUUUCCUGUGCCUCGAUACCAGCGUUACCCACUAGGCGAUGGCCGAUCCACCCUAAUCGCUGAUGGCAUCCACAGUCACCCUGAUGUGUUUCUAGAUAAAGAAACUGGAACCCCCUCUUCCCCAUGUGUAGCUGGUACAGAUGGGGAAGUGAAGCAGGUAGUUAGUGAGGGCCGGAAAGGAAGUGUGACCAGCACAGACAGUCAAGCAUCUGGUUGUUGGGAGAGCAAGCUUAGCUGCACUGUUGCCAACAUCACAAGUAGCUGGUGGGGCUCCAAACGGUUAGACUAUGCAUUGUAUUGUCCUGAUGUCCUAACAGCAUUUCCCACUGUGGCUCUGCCUCAUCUGUUCCAUGCGUCCUACUGGGAGUCCACUGAUGUGGUGGCCUUUCUUCUCAGACAGGUAAUGCAUUGUGACUGUGUGAAGUCUCAGGAGGCAGACAACUUAGAGUUCACCUCUUUUUCUCCUUCCGGUACAAGAGAGAAAUGGCUACGGAGACGUACUCAUGUCAAACUAAGGAAUGUCACAGCCAACCACAGGGUGAACGAUGUUAUUGCGACGGAGGAAGGGCAGCAGACUCUGGUUGGUCGUUUUAUGUAUGGCCCUCUGGACAUGGUGACGCUGACAGGGGAAAAGGUUGACAUUUACCUGAUGACUCAGCCUCAGUCUGGACGUUGGGUACAUUUUGACACUGAGGUCACCAACAGCAGUGGCAGAGUGUUCUAUACCAUCCCUGACAGCAAAAAGCUGCCUGUCGGUGUAUAUCCCAUUAAAAUGGUUGUCAAAGGAGAUCAAACUUGUGCAGAAGCUUUUCUGACAGUGCUGCCUAGAGGGAUGGAGUGUGUAGUGUUUAGCAUUGAUGGAUCCUUUGCUGCUAGUGUGUCUAUCAUGGGCAGUGACCCUAAAGUGCGACCUGGAGCUGUGGAUGUGGUCAGACAUUGGCAGGAUCUGGGCUAUUUGAUCAUCUACAUCACUGGUCGUCCAGACAUGCAGAAACAGAGAGUGGUUUCAUGGCUUUCUCAGCACAACUUCCCCCAGGGCAUGAUCUUCUUCUCCGAGGGGUUGGUGCAUGACCCACUGCGCCAGAAAACUAUCUUUCUCAGGAAUCUGAUGCAGGAGUGUCACAUUAAAAUCAACUCAGCCUACGGCUCAAUGAAAGACAUCUCUGUCUACAGCAUGCUGGGUCUCAGCCCUGACCAAAUAUAUAUAGUGGGCAGACCAUCCAAGAAAUACCAAAACCAGUGUCAGUUUCUCAGUGAUGGAUAUGCAGUGCACCUGUCUUCAUUGCAAUUUGGUCACCGGACCCGGGUCAAGAAGAACUCGUCAAUGCGCAUGGUGCUGCGUAAGAGCUCUUUCGGCCUGUCUGCAAAGCCAGACUUCCUCUCCAAGCGCACCCACCUUCGUCGCACCAUGUCUGUGCAGCAGGCUGAGCCACCCACAGCUCUGAAUCACAAACCAGAGCGUGCACAAAGCCAACCUGAAUCUGAUAAAGAGGCUGAAGAAAGAGGUGGUCACGUAAUUUGGAUGCGGGGGGGCAUGCAUCGGGGGGACACCACUCCCUGACCACAAAGAGAGAAAAUCAGUGUAGAGGAAGAGAAGGUUUCUUAGUGGGCAAGAUCUAGCACUUUCGCCUGGUCUCGGCCUGCAGCUAAUGAUGUACCCAGAUCCAAGCAACCUGCUUCGUCUUCAUGGAUUUUAGAUUCCAC